Messenger RNA from Planococcus citri (citrus mealybug), 2101 nucleotides. RefSeq lists its product as uncharacterized. The coding region runs from base 415 to 1308 and encodes 297 amino acids. The transcript has 6 exons. Lineage: Eukaryota; Metazoa; Arthropoda; Insecta; Hemiptera; Pseudococcidae. The record is from RefSeq and is a predicted model, not a curated record.
UCACUAGCACUAUUAUAAGAGGACAUUCCAAAAGCACAAGUUCAUGUUCAUGGUAGCUUUCAUGGUUUUAUAAGUUGUCCGUGAAUUCUAGUUACCUACUUGUUAAAAAUUUUAUGCACUAAAAGAACAAAAUUCGUGGUUCCGUGGAGGUCAUUGCAAUGGCAAGCUCGUAUGUCAGUAAUUCAGUAUUUUCUGAGUACCUACAAUAAAGAUAGAAUAUACACGAACUGAAGAACAAAUUACAUUUUUACGUAAAGACAUUAGGUACUGAUAGUAUCACCGGUAUAAAAACAAUUUUCGCUACAGAAACUAUCAAUCCAGAAGACAAUUUCUAGUUGUGGUUGACUGAAAAUUUAAAAAAAAAUGGUUGGACCGUAUUAAGUAUAGGGAAAUACUUUCAACAUUUCUAAAGCAAUGCGUGGCAUUAAUAUUGCUUUAAUUUUUGCAGCAAUCUGUUGCUUGCAAUAUCUUUCUGCUGACGAUGAAGCAUAUUUGCCGUUCAGCAAAGAAGGGUUCGAUCCAAAGACACCGACGCCUAUCAACAUUGAUACCAGUAAAGUGAAAGACAUCAUCACAAAACCUAUGAUACUAACCAUUGGUGUUAAAGAAAAGGUUAUAUUGCAAAAUACUGGAAGUUCAGUGGUAGCAACUUUAGCAUCUCCUUUUACUUCAACCUUUGCAUUUGGUGGGGUGCUUUACCAUAAUGUCUACAUAUACCACGGUCAAAAGUAUUUCUUCUCAAAUAAAACAGGUGGAAUUGCCGGUACUACGGUGGAUGGGACAGGCGGAACUGAACUUGAAGCAUCCGUAGUUUAUAGCCAUGUUAAAUAUGGGUCUUUCGAAAACGCUUUAAAAUAUCGCGACGGUAUAUUCGAAAUUCGUUCUCGUAUAAGAGUGGGCAAAUGUCGUAAAAAUCGUGCAUUUCAAAGAUUUGCGAAAUAUUUGAAAAAAAUUCGUAAGCCUGGAAGUAGUGUAAAAAUGUCAAUCGUUCCGACGUAUUCAUUUUACAAAAGAUUUCCCGAGAAUGUGCAAUAUUACGCUUUUCCCGGAUCAUAUAUUAAUCAAACCUUGGGAAAACAAUUUUACUCUUCCACCACGAUUGUUAAGCCGCUUCUUCAUUACCGGUGCAUAUCAAAGAAACAGUUCGAUACUACAUUUGGAAAGCUGAGAAGCAUUGAAGGAGGAUAUUUGAACACUGCACUUCCACAAAAACCUGCUGGAGAUAGACCCAUCGUGAGCACUAAUAACAUUAAAGAAAUUCCAUUGAAGUUCAGCGUAUUCCCUUCAAUUGGAGGAUACAUUAAAUAAAUAUUACUUACCUACCUAAUUUUUCUGAAAUUCUUACAUAAGUAAUUAAGUAUGUGUAGUACAUGAUUUCGACCAAAUGCUAUGAAGACUUUGUUAUGUUGAACGUAAUCCGGAAAUUCUUUAAGCCCUGCGAGUAGGUAUCUCGUCUUUUCGAAAAAAGAAGUUGCGAUUUUUUUUUAAUUUUUCGAAAUUCUUAUUGACUAAAUAAUUUGAUAUUAUUGCACAUACUUCAAAAUAUUCCUUCAGUUUCAGAAUGUUUUUGCGUUGCUAACGCAUGAUUGGCAUUCAAAAAGAAAUUACUCGUAUGUUCGAAGCACAAAAUUAUCCUAAAAUAAUCGAUUGUAAAAUUCUAAACCACCCCGUACAGUUCUAAAAGUUGUCUUAUUCUAAUAGCAAUAGCUUUAGGUCGACCCAGAAUCUCAAAUAUUCACAAUUUUUUUAUACAUACGUAAGUACAUGGACCAUUUUUUAGAGGCUAUUUGGGUAAGGCGCAAAGGGAAAAUGAUUUUUUUCGAUGGUUUAUGUGUAAGUAUUUCUUUUCUGAGGAUAUUUCCAGGCGAAACAUUUUUUCUGAGUAAUCUUGACUUUCAACUCUUGAGGUCCAUGUGAAAAUUUGAUCAAAAUCUUCUGUUAUUUUUCAAAUUUGUGAUCUACCUACUUUAAGGUAGCAAAAUUGAUACGAAAACACUCGAACAGUCAAAUGGAUUCACGAAGAUCAUUUAAUAUUAUCUAAAUAUAAUACCUACCUAGCAUACUUAUGUUACCUAUCAAAAAAUAAAUUAUUCUUCAAGUA